This is a messenger RNA of Micropterus dolomieu (smallmouth bass), 1119 nucleotides long. Its product is annotated as CMRF35-like molecule 7. The coding region runs from base 101 to 943 and encodes 280 amino acids. The record is from RefSeq and is a predicted model, not a curated record. NCBI's taxonomy places the organism in Eukaryota, Metazoa, Chordata, Actinopteri, Centrarchiformes, Centrarchidae. The transcript has 5 exons.
CUGUCAUUUAUUUUAAGAUAAUUAUUAAGACUUGACAUCAGGCUGAGAUAAGAAAAGGCAAAGGAAAGCCAGACGUACAUAUCGUAUCAGUAUCAGGGAGAUGAUAUUCCUAAUUUUGGUCUUUCUUCUGGGAGGGUUGCGGGAGACAGAAACUGUGUCGGUAAUAGGAGAAUUGGGAAAGGACAUCACAAUAAAAUGCACUCACGUCAACGCAUUUUCCAACAUCAAAUAUUUCUGCAAGGGAGCAUGUCAAGAUGCAGACAUCCUAAUAAGUAGCAGAAAAAAGGAGAAAGGUUCAAAUGACAAAUACAGUAUUUUAGAUGAAGGAAACACGUUCAAGGUGACCAUCUUUCAUCUGACGCAGAAGGACUCAGGAACCUACUGGUGUGGAAUAGAGAGAAUUGGUGUCGACACGUACAAUAUGGUAGACCUCACAGUCAUAAUGGGAAAACCCGAUGAGGCAACAUAUGCUUUAUCCUCUAAAAAGCUGGUGUAUGUCGGAGCAGGGCUUGGGGUAGUUGUGCUGACUCUGGCGAUUGUCCUUCUAAUAUUCUUCAGACAUCGAAACAGAGACAUCACAACAUCUUCUGGAAAGGACACUGUUUAUGCAUCACUAUCCAGUCAGAAACAAGGUGCACACCACAUCACUACUUCCUCUUCAACAGCCAAUGAGGACCAAGAAACAGAUGGCACGACUGACGACAUCUUCAGAUCGUCGUCCGUUCAGCAUCAAGAUACCAGCAGAGAUCAUGCAGACAAUAUUUACUCCAAUGUCACUGUUUCAUCAGAGCCUCAGAUCCAACCAGACAGUCUCUUCUACUCCACUGUUAGCUUCAACAAACACACCGACUGCACCUCAGUCACACCUCGCACUGCAUCAGCUACGUAUGCCAGCAUUAAACACAUUUUGACAGAUGAAUCAACAGUCUAUUGCGAUGUCUGAACUCAGUGCUGCCAUCUUUACAGUUGAGUAGCCUACAGUAUCUUCCUAAGAAUUUGUGCUUUGCUAAACAGCCAGUACGCACCGCUGAGAUACAGUUCUGUUUUAAGGCUGAAUGAAUAUUUAUUUUAAUAAUUCUGAAUUUAUUUACUUUUAAAAUGAUUAAAAUACUAAUUAAA